Messenger RNA from Tachysurus vachellii, 7214 nucleotides. RefSeq names its product sphingosine kinase 2 (gene sphk2). The record is from RefSeq and is a predicted model, not a curated record. Gene Ontology annotation, cellular component: cytoplasm; membrane; intracellular membrane-bounded organelle. Lineage: Eukaryota; Metazoa; Chordata; Actinopteri; Siluriformes; Bagridae. Gene Ontology annotation, biological process: sphinganine-1-phosphate biosynthetic process; sphingosine biosynthetic process; positive regulation of apoptotic process. The transcript has 7 exons. The coding region runs from base 1343 to 4048 and encodes 901 amino acids.
CUCAGUCACUCACUCAGUCCGCCAGAAAACCAUUAGCAGGCAAGUAGUUUGCUUAUUUAUUACCGUUAGAAUUAGUUUUUUUGUCUCCCUAAAGCCUUAGUCGUUGUAUCCUGGAUGUUUAAUGUCAACGAGGAAGAGGGAAUUUUCAGACGUCAGACAGAUACAAAGCCUGACGAUGUAACUCAGUGACAUCACUAACCCCGGCUUUCCUCUGGCUCUGCACUGCUCCGAGUGUGUUCACACGUUAACGGAAAAAAAGAUGGACGUCAGAUGGGCGUCGCGGCCGUAUUCGGCGGCGUGAUGCGGGAUCUCCAAACAGGAAGUGACAUCGUUGUCAGAUAAGACGAGCAAAUCUUCCAGCGUUUCCGUCCCGUCCGACUACAUCUGUGUACAUUUCGUGAAUUAUUUUCGCUGCCUUAUUAUUAUUACAAGUCGUGAACAGUGAGAAUCAAAUGCCUCCGUACCUCAUGAUCUCAGCACUCAUUUUCUCCAACACUAACAAGCCUUUUUUAUAUUUUUAAUCAGCUGUAUAAUCCAACAAUGAGAAUUUUUUAUUUAUAAUGCCAGACUUUUAUUUAUUAGUGUUUUCUCUGUCAUUAGCCAUUUUUUUUGUUCUUGUACACUGAGCACUAGAAGCUUGGAGGACGUAAUAGGUGUCAGCAUUCUUUCUUCAGGCAAUAAGGAAGUGCAAUCAGGGAUCAAUCUACCUGCUGACGUGAAGUUUUUUAAUCUAGGCACCAAAAAAAAAAAAAAAAACACCCAUUGACUAUAACUGCUGUCUGGGAAUGUUAAUCUGUCCAAAUGCUUUGUAUCUGAAACUCUAAUGAGGAACACGUUCAUGUGACUCGCUCAAGAUUUGUAACAACCUAGCCACAGGCACUGACUCCUUUAUUUAUCCACUGCUCCAAAGCACACUUUGUCUGUACCGUCCAGACGUCUGACAUUUAAACACCUGCUGAAUCCCUGGAAGAGCUUGAAAACCAAAGUGGAUUCUUAGAUCACGCUUGUAAAACGCACUAUUUACAAAACGCUGUUUUCGACGCAUAAGUCUAUGGCCAGAAACGUCAAUAUAUGAAGGCGGGUUCAGAGAACGAAAUGAAAAACAAACAAAUGAAGAAAGAAAACACUUCCAAGUUCCCGUAUCACAAGCUGAGCUCCUGAAAGAAAAAGUUGGAAGAAUUUUUUUUUUCUUUUCGGCUUGAAAACAGUAACGGUUUAUAAACUCCAUAUUCGCUCGCAUCAGCCAAUCAGUUUAAGCGCUAAAGAAACUGUGUUUUCUCGAGAUGGAUUGCGCAUCUUGCAUGAGGAAGUGAUAUUCGCCGAGAGAGAGACGGCUGUCAGAAUGCGCUCUCCGAGUCCUCACAGUCCGUCCCCGAACUCUUUCUCCACCCAGGAUGCUUUGCUGCACGGGCAGUUCACUGACUGGAGCUUGGGUGGGAGCUCAGGGGGGAGCAGCAGCAGCGCUGACAGCGGCCCGAACAGCCCUGCAGGAAGCGUAUCAUUACCCUCCAGCCCUUCAUCGUGCACUUACGUCCUCACUCUAACCCACACUCAUAUUCACGUGCAAAGGAUUUGUCCCCGACCAGGGAAGGGAGCCCAAGUCGUGCUGCCUCUCUCUGAACUGGUGGGGUGUAACUGCAACCGGGCGCCUGCCCCACCACUGUUGGUCCUCUAUUGGUACCCGAUGGGAAGGCGGCGCAGGGGCGUGGCUAAACGCAGGCAAGUGCGUGCUUACCUGGCCGAGAGCAGAGCGGAGGCAGAGAAAUGGAACACAGCCGUGCAGUGCCUGCUGAGAGGGAUCGACAUCGGCGUCUACACAGAAUUCAACAAAAGCUUGUUGCCCCGCCCACGUCGCUUGCUUCUAUUGGUCAAUCCAUACAGCGGGCGGGGUUUAGCAAUGCAGUGGUGUCAGACACACAUUUUACCGAUGGUCAGUGAAGCCAACAUCAGCUACAACCUCAUACAGACAGAACGGCAGAAUCAUGCCCGGGAGCUGAUCAGAGAGAUUUCUCUGCAUGAGUGGGACGGCAUUGUCAUCGUAUCUGGAGAUGGACUGCUUCACGAGGUGAUUAAUGGCCUCAUGGACAGGCCAGACUGGGAACAAGCAAUUAAAACUCCAGUGGGAAUUUUACCGUGUGGCUCUGGCAAUGCACUAGCUGGCUCCAUUAACCACUAUGCAGGAUAUGACAUGUGCCUUCGUGAGCCCCUCCUCAUCAACUGCUGCUUCCUGCUUUGCCGAGGUGGAAUCCGGCCCAUGGACCUGGUGUCCGUGACAACAAGCCCGCCACCUCUGUCUGCUUUAUCCGAUCAGAAUGGACGACCCUCAUCACCCAAGAGACUAUUUUCCUUCCUGUCUGUAGCCUGGGGCUUUGUUUCAGACGUGGACAUUGAGAGUGAGCGUUACAGAGGGCUCGGUUCUGCUCGCUUUACAUUGGGCACACUAGUGCGUUUAGCAUCUCUGCGCUCCUAUAAGGGUCGCUUAUCUUAUUUGCCCCCCGGAGGGGCAAAUUCAACCCCAGAUGUGCCCUCCCAGAUUCCGCACCGUCCCCUUUCCCGCAGCAUCACCGAAGGAUUAGAAGGAUUCUGUAGAAUGCCAAUCCAUCGCACCUGCUCAGAUAUGGGCCUCAGUGAACAGAGGAGCCUCCGAAAGGGGGAUAGAGAGAGGGAGAGGGAGGAAAGAGACAGAGAGAGGGAGAGGAGAAGAGGGAGAGGAAGAGGGAGAGGGGGAGGAGUGGUGAGGGUAAGCAGUCUUGCUGAGGACAGAGAGAGAGAGAUGGAGGCAGAGGAGAGGAUGGGGGGAACAUCUGGGUCCAACGCAGACUCAAAUGGACGACUGGAAUCUAACGAGGAGGAGGAUGAAGAAGAUGACACUGCAAAAAAUGUGACAGAAGAGGGUUAUGAUGUAGAUGAAGUAAAAGAGGUGGAGGUGAGGAUGGAGGGCGUGUCCGGAUCUAGUACAGAGUCAAGUGAAAGACAGGACUCUGAGAGGAAUGAGAGAAUUUCCACAAAUGAAGGAGAGGAGGAGAGAUGGAAUGGCGUGGAUCGAGCAAGGGAUUUGAAAGAAGAAUAUAGUGCAGAUGAAGAGGAGGCAUAUUCUAAACCAGACCAACGAAAGGCACUUCGUAAAAAUUCUGCACCAUCCAGCCAGAUCGCUACAGCCUUCUUUAGCCGGCCAAUCGGAGCAGAUUCCGAACAAGAAGUAGAAACACCGGCAUAUGAAAGGGAAGAUGAGGACCUCAACGGGACUUUUUUCCACCGUAGUGCAUUUCCAGUGGACCCUGCACGAGAACGAGCGCUCACCAUUUCCUCACCAUUCCGUCGUUCACGGUUUUCCCUUUCUAAACUCAAAACCUCAGUGGACCAGAACCAGAACCAGAAACCAAAUGUGUCUAAGCCCCGCCCUCUCUCCCUCCUCCAACAAUCCAAUUCUAACUCCCUACCACCCAAAUUUCCCCCGCUAUCGUUGUCCCUUUCAACAACCCCUCCUUCAUCACCUUCCAAUAUGGGCACACAUACCUGCCUUCCAGGCUCCACCUCCUCAUCUUCCUUCUCCUUUGACCUGGUCCAACCCGGUAGGCUUCUUAGGCCUCGUCCCCCUGUUACCUCCCCUGUGGAUCCACCCCCACAAGAUGAUCUCUUACCUCCCCUUGAUCAGCCGCUGCCUACUCGAGAUUGGGUGACUGUUGAAGGUGACUUUGUUCUAGUACUUGCUAUCUACCAGUCGCAUUUGGGUGCUGAUUUGUUAGCAGCUCCGCAUGCAAAAUUUGACGAUGGACUUAUUCACCUGACUUUUGUGAGGGCCGGGAUCUCCCGGGCAACGCUUCUCCGCCUCUUUCUGGCAAUGGAAAGAGGCACCCAUCUGUCUCUAACAUCACCUUACGUAAGCCAUGUUUCUGCUCGAGCGUUUCGGCUGCAGCCCCUAUCGCCACGGGGGACGCUAACUGUGGAUGGAGAACUCGUGCCCUACGGACCCCUGCAGGCACAGGUCCAUCCGUCCAUGGCUCGCGUCAUCGUGGGAGACUCAGGAGUGAAGAUUACUAGAUUCUGACCUGAAAACUGGACUGAUUGUUAUGCACUCUUUGUACUGCAUAAUGCUAUGCUAAUAACACUAUGCUGUCCACUUCUGAGAGAGAGAGAGAGAGAGAGAGAGAGAGAGAGGAAUAAAUAUAGCCAGCAGCUUCAAUAAAAGCAAUAGAUUUUAAUUACAUUUAUUUAAAAGGGAUUACUGGAUCACCAGUCAGUUUAAUAAACAGAUGACAAAUGGACACUAAACUACAUGUGGGAAUAGUAACUACUGCUAAAUAUAGGUGAUUGAAUCUUUUAAAAAGAGAGAUGAGCACCCCAGUGUCUAGUUUUCCGUUGGAGUAGACGAUAAAGAUUUCCUGCCUUAUUACAGACAAAGAAAAAGCCUAACCUUUUAGGCACAUACCAAUCUGCCAUCCUGUCUUUUGAAACAUGCAAAAUUCUCUGGCCUUUUUACACCCCACACCCUGGUUUCCCCAUCUGUUUUACCCAAUAUCAAUUGUCCAAGUUCCUCUUAUUUUGCACCACCCUUGGUUCUCUUCGCCAGCAUGUCCCAAUCUGCCAAACCUCUCCACCUUUUUGCCUACUUCUGCAAUUUCUCCUCUUCCUCAUUGUCUCCUUCAACCAAUUUAAUGCCAAUUCCCGGAUUUCCAGAACUCACAUUCUUCUUCCCCGAUCUUGUUGUAUGGAUAACACUCUUAAGUCUUGCUCCCAACUGCUUCUAGCAUCCCCAAUAUAGUGUGAUCCACCAGUCAGCCAAGCUUUGCCUCCUUCCCCUGUUAACCCACAGAACCUGUUGUCCCUUUUAAACCUUGUCCAUUGGUUUUCCUGGCUGCCCAGUUUGGAUCCCAAACUACCAAGUGCCUCCUCCUCCUUUUUUGGUAUGCCACAGCUCCUGCUUCUGCUAGCUUUGUCUGUCAUUCCCUGAUGCCUGUUUACUUGCUGCCAAUAUUUGGACCAGGUCCUAAUUUACAAAACCCCUUUUCAUACAAAAUGCUGCCUUUUACCUUGCAGAACCAUUUGGCCCUCUGAAACUCUACCAUAGCCACACCAAUUUUAGGGAUAGUUAACCAAUGAUUUAAAGUGACUAUCUGACCUAACAUUUUCAGAUCAGAAAUGUUCUAGGCGGCAAUCUUCCAACUUCUUCAUAUGAUAUUUUAAUAUUGUAACCAAUUGCAAGAACUAAUUUAGUUAAUCUAAAUCCAAGCCUUUUAGUAAUUAGCUUUAACGAGGACCAUAGAGAAAUGUGCGUAGUUAAUGAUGUUUAGGUAGCAUAUGAUCAAGCAUACUUCGGGGAUUAGGUGAGCGUAGCUCACAUUAGGCAUGUGCCAAUAAUCAGUCAUACGGAAUAUCACGAUAUACACUCACUAUCCACUUUAUUAGGUACACCUGUCCAACUGCUCGUUAACGCAAAUUUCUAAUCAGCCAAUCACAUGGCAGCAACUCAAUGCAUUUAGGCAUGUAGACAUGGUCUAGACGAUCUGCUGCAGUUCAAACCGAGCGUCAGAAUGAGGAAGAAAGGUGAUUUAAGUGACUUUGAACGUGGCAUGGUUGUUGGUGCCAGAAGGGUCUGAGUAUUUCAGAAACUGCUGAUCUACUGGGAUUUUCACACACAACCAUCUCUAGGGUUUACAGAGAAUGAUCUGAAAAAGAGAAAAUAUCCAGUGAGCGGUGCCUUGUUGAUGCCAGAGGUCAGAGGAGAAUGGCCAGACUGGUUCGAGCUGAUAGAAAGGCAACAGUAACUCAAAUAACCACUCGUUACAACUGAGGUAUGCAGAAGAGCAUCUCUGAACGCACAACACGUCGACCUUCUCGGUACUAGAAGGUGUACCUAAUAAAGUGGAUAUUGAGUGUAUUGUAAAAUGCACCUUGUUAUUAAGGACACUUGGCUCUUAUAUUGUGCACUGCAUUAUAAACUGCAUAUAACUGAAUAGCAUUAUAAAGAGUGUGGCCUUCUGAAGACCCCUAUUUUGGACAAAUUUGACAAAAAAGUGUCCUUAUUAAAGAAGGCAAUCCAAUCAUUUCAGUCACCAGAUGAAUAAAACGUCUGAAAAUAAUUAUUGCUUUUAGCAAUAUUUUUAAACGCUAUUUCAUGAUAAUGACGUAAUCUGUGAUAAUCAGCACAUCCCUAGUCAUUAUAGGAUACAGCCAUUCGAUGGCAUUUAUUCUGAUCUAAGUAUAUUUAAUAGUGCAUUUGCCUGAUUGUUUAAGCAAAAAGCAUGCAAUGCUGAUGUUCAUGUGAAGUAAUGCAAGUUGCACAAUUGCUAAAAUUUCAUUUCAAUUUCAUUUUUUUAAACCAAAUUUAAACUCUACCCAAGCAUUCAAAUGUUUUACUUAUUUUGAAAUGUUUAACUACUCGGUUAAUUUAUUCAUUGUAUUAAUGUAUUUUGCAUUUAAAAUUUAUGCUCGAGAGGUAAUGUUGAAUUUUCUUUUUCUUUUUUUAUUUUUAUUUUUUAAAGCAAGAGGGAAAUUCUUAAAAAGAUUAAAAGUGGAAAAAUAUAUAUAGUAAUAUAUAAUAAUAACACUUUUUUCCCCCAAAAAAAUAUGAAACAAAAAUCGGCAACUUAAAUCUUAGAAUACAUCAAAUUGCUUAUUACUUUUUCAAAUUCUGACAAAAUUGACAUAUUUAAUUUGGACAGUAUCAAAUGUAGAAGUCUAAUGAAUUCCUACUACAUCAAUUAAAAGAAUAUGUGAAUGGACACAUUAUUCCUCUUGUCUCAAAUUUUGUCUCUUAGACAUUUUUGGUAUCUGAAUUUUAAGUUUGUGUUGGUGGUACGAGGCCGACGUAGCUAAAUAGUAGCUAUUGGCUACUUGUUUUAAACAAUAUUAACAAUUGUGUGUGACCUCUGGCAAGAUUUAUCUGAAUAAUAUCCAAUUCUUUUUAAGCUUCAAGUCACAAAGCUAAUUACAUUUGGGGCAGGAAAAGUGUAUAUUUCAGGGUUUUUUUUUUUUGUUUUUUUUUUUCCUUUUUUGUUUUUUUUUUGCCGAUUGGACUCCUGGAAUCUUGGACAUGUUCUGAGCACUGGGCUGUGUUUCAUUUCGUUUGGUGGACCAUUGCUUUAGAGCAGCAUAAGACACUUCAGUAGUAAUUGAACCGCUGCUUGGUUUCAUGAUGCCAGUUAUGAUGUCUUGUUCAAUAGAUGCUUGUAAUAAACUUGUAAUUAUUACUAAUAGUCAAUGUUAAAUAAAAA